CCAAACUGGUUUCAGUUGCUGUCAGACCUUGUUCGGGAUCUGGUCGCGCCUUUUCACACAACCAAGUCGCUGCUCCGUUUUCCAGUUCUGUGCCGAGAUGCUGCUGAUUCCCAUACUGCUGGCCAGCAUUGUGGCUGUUGCGCAGUCUUCCGCCUCCGUGGAGGAGGUCUUUGCGUCGCAUGAGGUGGUGCCCGAUGUCAUUGCCCAGGCACCAAACCAGUUCCUAAAGGUCACCUACAAAGAGGGACUCGUGGCGAAGGAAGGCGUAGAGCUAACGCCCACACAGGUGAAGGAUCAGCCCUUGGUCGAGUGGUCUGCCGCACCCGGCGACUACUACACACUCAUCCUCACCGAUCCAGAUGCGCCCAGUCGCGCCGAGCCAAAGUUCCGCGAGUUCAAGCACUGGGUGGUGGUCAACAUUCCCGGCAACGAUGUGGCCAGCGGCGAUGUAUUGACUGCCUACAUUGGCUCCGGUCCACCCAAGGGUACGGGCCUCCAUCGCUACGUCUUCCUGCUGUACAAGCAGCCCGGCAAGCUGGACUUUAAGGAGAAGCACGUAAGCAACAAGUCGCGUCGCGACAGACCCAGCUUCAAGGCAGCCAAGUUUGCAGAGGAGUAUCAGCUGGGCAAUCCCGUGGCCGGCAACUUCUACCAGGCGCAGUACGAUGACUACGUUCCAGAGCUCCACAAGCAGCUGUCCGAGGAGUAGCACACACACACACACAUCACACUUUGACGC
This is a messenger RNA of Drosophila guanche, 739 nucleotides long. RefSeq names its product protein D2. The transcript is spliced from 3 exons. The record is from RefSeq and is a predicted model, not a curated record. NCBI's taxonomy places the organism in Eukaryota, Metazoa, Arthropoda, Insecta, Diptera, Drosophilidae. Bases 98 to 709 code for a protein of 203 amino acids.